UGUACCUAUCCCAACUGUAAUAAAGUGUACACCAAAAGUUCCCAUCUGAAAGCUCAUUUAAGAACUCAUACUGGCGAAAAGCCUUACAAGUGCCCUUGGGAAUCUUGUCCAUGGCGAUUUGCCCGAUCAGACGAGUUGACCAGGCAUUACAGAAAGCAUACUGGUGCCAAGCCGUUCAAAUGUAAUUUCUGUGAAAGAUGUUUUUCACGCUCUGAUCAUUUAGCCCUCCACAUGAAAAGACAU
Messenger RNA from Trichoplax adhaerens, 243 nucleotides. RefSeq lists its product as uncharacterized. The record is from RefSeq and is a predicted model, not a curated record. The transcript has a single exon. Gene Ontology annotation, biological process: regulation of transcription by RNA polymerase II. Gene Ontology annotation, molecular function: DNA-binding transcription factor activity, RNA polymerase II-specific; RNA polymerase II cis-regulatory region sequence-specific DNA binding. Lineage: Eukaryota; Metazoa; Placozoa; Uniplacotomia; Trichoplacea; Trichoplacidae. The annotation marks the transcript as partial.